Molecule: messenger RNA, 4633 nt
Organism: Mya arenaria
Lineage: Eukaryota; Metazoa; Mollusca; Bivalvia; Myida; Myidae
Exons: 9
Coding region: 351-2768 (805 amino acids)
Source: RefSeq, a predicted model, not a curated record
CUUUAGUUCGUAAUAUAAAAUCUGAAUAAUGCGAGUUUUAUGUGAGACGCAUAUUGUUCAAAUAUGAUAAAAGAUGAACAUUGAUCUGAUACGAAUUGCGUAGGAUUGAACCUGAUGCAGGACUGGAAAAAUGUGUAAUAUUACAAGUGGACAGUGCACACAGUUGUUAGUUACCGCAACUGCGUCGUGUUUUAAAAGUGGUUAUAAAGAAUGUUUAUGUUUACAUGCAUCGAUAAACUUCUUGGAUUGUAUUACCUCAUUGGCCACAAUUUGAAUAGAGUAUAAACGAAAGAGUGAAUUAUCUAUAGUUGACUUGUUGAUUGAUAAGAACAGAUACACAAAACACAAAAAUGGAUGUUGAAACGGACGAAAAUCUACGUUUUAUUAAACUGGUGGAUGGUUUAAUCAGCGUUUCAUAUCUUAUGUUUAAGUUAAUGUUAAAAAGGUGUGUUCUAAUAUCUAAACCGGCUGAAACAGAAUCAACGGAAUCUUGGACUCUGGACGAUCUUUUGUUUGAAAAGAAAAGUAAAAUUUUGAGUCGGGAGACAGGCAAGGCUAAAGAGAAGGUGUUCUUUCCUGGUCGAAAGAAAGACACCAAUGUUGAAAACUGGGACCUGAACAUGUUUUGCUUUAUUUUGUCAGAGAUCUGUGACAUUCCCGAUGAAACGAACGUUAAACAAGCGGUGGAAAGUUUGAAAUCUUUAAAGGAUAUACUAUUUCAGAAUGCUCGAGCCAAACUUUCUGAAAAUGAAUAUGCGAAAUAUUCUCGGCUGCUAGAAAAUGCGACAGACACAUGCAUACGUUUUAUAGAAGACGAUUCGGAUCGGGAAGAAAUGAAAACAAAAAUAAAGAAAUUGUAUGACAAAGGAAUAGAGGAAGUAACACCGCCAAAUGACCAGUUGAUACAUGUUCUUCAAAAUUGGCAUAUGAAUGAAAAAUACAAUAAAGAAAUACUUCAAGAACUUCCACGUGAUGCUGUAGACAAGCUUGAAAGAGCGGCCAGAAUUGUAAGCCUGCGUGAUGAAAGGGAUAAAAGAAGGCAAAAGGGAUCGACAGAAGUGCUGCCUCCCAGGGCAGAUAUAACCCCAGAGAUCAAAACGACAUUGCUAUUCAAGCCAGAGGACCAUAACACAACACACGUCGUGUGCAAGAUGUUUCGUGAAGAAACCGCACCAAAGGUGGCGUGCCCACCAUGGCCACCGGAACACCAAGUUUUGAAAAGGGCUGUCGGAGAGGUCUGCCAGAAGCUUACAAAAAUGAAAAUUAAACCGAAGGCUAUCAGAAAUGCCUGCGUUGAAAUUACGAUGCAAAGUGAAUCUAUAACGGCGAUGAUCACAUUCCUGAAUAUGUAUGAAUCGCGCGAACUGGACACAGUGUUUCGGCCUGUCAUUGAUGCCAUACAAGAACUUCCUGGGCAUGAGAGUUAUUCCCAAGAAAUUGUCAUAUAUAAGGAAGAUUUUGAUCAGUGUGUUACAGAUAUCGCAAACCAUCUUGACGAGAUAGUUGAAGAGUUUGGUGAUGAUUUAGAAAGCUUGACACUUGGACCGAUUAAUGAGACCAAAGAAGGAGCUGUUGAGGUAGUGCUUACAAAUACUUUCGGUGAAAUGGAUGUCAAGUACAAUGAAGAAAUCCACGACAUAUUCGCAAAGCUACAUGAGGCAGCUAGGACAACCUUUCCAGACCAAGAAUUGAUUGUUGAGAUACGACUUGCGGAUUUGUUACAUGAGAAAUCUAAAUCCGGUUUUAAACCUGUUGACGAACGAGACAAUUCCAUCCAAGAAAGAUCUAUGACGGACGUAACGAUCAGAAAAAAGAUGCUCAAACACGCCCAAUCGUCGGGUGAGAUUGAUUCUGGUUCAACGAUUAUACCACCAGCAAAAAGAUCGCAAUCGGAACUGUCUCCGUCUAGUCGGAUACCAGAGAAAGACGUACAAACGAAGCUAGCUGAUACGAUCAAUAUGAAAAUGGAAGGCGAUGUGGAGCCUGCAAUAACCGGCCUUUGUCAGUUGUGCCAGGAGACAAUCAUAGCUUGCGAUUUGAAAAACAACAGCGUUAAACUUGUUGAUCUAAACGCAGCUAAAUGCGUAGCAGUAUUACGCAUUUCUCAGCGUAAAUGCUAUCCUUGGAAUGCAUGUGCGGUAAAUGACCAUUCCGCAGCAAUUACCGUCCCAGAAGCUGGAAAAGUGGCACUUUUUGUUGUUGAAGAAGAUGGUUUGAGAGAGGAGAAAUCGUUUUUUGUUGGCAAAGGAUGUAGGGGAAUCGAUUUCAAAUCUGGAACGUUCUACAUCUCGUUUGAGAGUCCCCGUGCACGGAUAGAAUUUGGAGACGACCUUGGAAAUCUUAAAUAUGUCACUGAAAAGAAUGAAAAAAUAUUCCAAAAUCCAUGGUGUUUAAAACUGGGAGAUGGCGGAAAACGUCUUUAUGUGUCAGAAUCAAUGAAUCCAAGGUUGAUCGUUCUUGAAAUUGAAGAAGGUGAAAUCACAAAAGUUCAGGCCUUGCCAACUGAAAAGCACAUAAAAACGCAUCGAGGACUUGCAAUUGGGCCAAAUGGAAACGUAUUUAUGUGUGGAUAUUUAAACAAUGUUGUUUGUAUGAUCCAUACAGAAACAAGGCAGACAAAAGUCGUCUUAAACUCAGAUGAUAUCUCCCCUCCAGACAGUGUUCUUUAUUUGUCGGACACAGAAGAUCAACUUCCGAAUAGGAAAGGUCAGCUUGUCGUUGGCAUGUACAACUGCAGUGACCUGAAAAUAUUUGAUAUGCAUAUGUAAAUCAAUACGAAAUACUGACAUUAGUCGGUAUAAUAUCGACAACUUCUUAAUACGAGCUUUUCAAAGUAAACUUUGAUGUUUGAACCUUUUUCUGAGGGUCAUUCUCGUACACCAGAACGAUAAUACUUUGCGUGCAACAUGCGUUAGAUUUAUCCUUAUCAAACCUCGUACGUAUGUCACUGAAAAAAAAGAAUUACAUAUUUUUCAAAACCCAUGGUGUUUAAAACUGGGUGAUGACGGUAAAUGGCUUUAUGUGUCAGAAUUAACGAAUCCAAUGUUGAUCGAUCUUGAAAUUGAAGAAGGUGAAAUCACAAAUGGAAACGUAUUUAUGUGUGGAUAUUUGAUUAAUGAGAAUACUGAAGAUAAAACAAGGGAAAUUAAUGCAACUGCAAAUGACACUAUAACAUAUGUAUCAACUUUUUCUUAAGUUGGAUUUUCUUCUACACCACUAUUGUAUGGUUCAUGCACUAUGUUUAAAGAGUGAGCAUGCUUUGAUACCGUGGGUGGGUUUGGUUUCUAAAUGUAGCAAAUUGUUUGGUUAAACUAUUUCAUAUGUUUCAACAGUUUUCGGAUAUGUUAGGGAUGACCAAUAUUUAUUUUGAUCUACAAUCCCUUACAAAUCAUUUAUAUGCUAGCAGGACUUGCAAAUGCCUAGUUCUUAUAAAUGGAAGACCAAUAUAUUGGUGUUCAGAGACAAGUUACAUUUUAGAAUAUAAAUAAUAUCCAAAAAACAAUUGUUGUCGGAUUAUUGUUCCGUCAUGGAAACCCAUAAGUAAUAAUUUUGUUUUACUCCAUAACAUUUGACAUAGAAACUGCUUUGCAUGCACUUGCAUUCGUUGUUUUUACAGACGCCAUGACGAGCAAACAAUUGAAAUCACGCGAAAAAGUUCCUAAUAACAUUGUAUGUUAACAUUGUUGACUCGACUUCUAUGGGGGUUUAUGAUAGACUUAACCAGCACUGUCCACAACAGGAAUCACGUGUCAGGUAUGAUGGAUUAACAUGCUUGAAUCGAGAAUACCACUCAUGACUUAGAAUACAACCUACAUUAUUAAGCACAUGUAAUUGCAGAUAGUCAAUUCAUUAAGUACUAGACUAAAUCAUUACGAAUUUCACCUUUUGCGGUGUGUAAAGGUCCGCCCACUGCCACUCUUCCGAUACACACUCCCUGCGUCAGAUUUUGCGUUGUCAAUGUAUCAGCCAAUUAGGUUGUAUGCUAAGUAACUCAGAUAACCUGAAGUAAUUUCUUAAUAGUUAAUAGGGCUCGUUCGCCUAAUCUUCUUAUUUAAGAAUUUACUUCCUGUCAUCUAACUAUUACUUGUUUGUAAUUUUACAAUGAAUUACGCGAUCUUCAGAUUUUUCAAAAAUAAUUUAAAUAUAUCCUUAUGUGAGUCGAUUGAGAAUUCUCAUGUCACCCUGUAAUAAUGUUAAUUUUAUUCUUGAUAAUAUCAAGAUAAACUCGGCAAACAUAAAACUUAAUAGCUUAACAUAUCAUGAAAUUUGGCUUUUCUGUCUAUAUAUUGAAAUAACGAAUUUUACACUUUUAGACACCAGACCCCUACCCAUAUCAAAUAUGUUUAAAGGCGAUGUAAAUUAUUGAUGAAUUGAAUUUCAUAUACAGUUUAGGGUAGGUAAGGGUUUACGUUUUUAAUAAGAUGAGACUUGUAUCUUAUGAAUAACUGUUUUGAAAUAUCGAUAAACAAGCGCUUUGUCGUAUUGCUCAGUAUACUUGCAGUAUACAUUUAAAGGUAAAGCUAACUAAACGAAUGGAACUGUUUUUUGUUUAAAAUUGAACUUCAUUACGAACAUAAUGAUACACAUCAACUGUAUAUUUUGAUUGCUUGAAUAUAUAAAUCAUUAUUUGCCA